Messenger RNA from Paraphaeosphaeria sporulosa, 1864 nucleotides. RefSeq lists its product as uncharacterized. NCBI's taxonomy places the organism in Eukaryota, Fungi, Ascomycota, Dothideomycetes, Pleosporales, Didymosphaeriaceae. The transcript is spliced from 3 exons. Bases 51 to 1418 code for a protein of 455 amino acids. The record is from RefSeq and is a predicted model, not a curated record.
UCGAAAUAUAAGCCGCAAGCCGACUUUCGCAGCUGUUGAAGCUUUAUCAAAUGGUGUCGGAGUACGUUCAUCGCCAGAUGAGUUUAGAGCUGCAGGAGAUGGACAGCCGCCCUUCGACCUCAGAUCGGGCGCCCAGCACUCCAGGCACAGCGACGGCCAUAAAUACCCCCGAUCAGGAUCAGUUCCCGCAACAUGCUACUCAGCCAGACACCGUCAGUCUUAGCUCUGACCUCGAAUCCAUAUCGAGCGACAGCGAAAAUGAAGGAGAUGAAGAUGGCAUCCGCACUGUGAAAGGCAAGCUGCCUGACGAUGCAGUAGAAGGAUGGCCACAGUUGGCUCAGUUGAUGGCAGACCAACCAGAGUUUGCAGCUUUUCCUCGAUUUCGUGACCUAAACGUCAAGAGUUUGCUGUACUAUCAAGUCGAGCUUAAUAGCCUACGAAAGAAACUCCACAGGCUGGAACAUGCCGAUAAAGCUCACCCACGGAACCAGGAUUAUUCACUGUACGCUGACACUCUGGUCAACGAAUCGAACGCCUCAGAGCAGCUCAAGACCAUGAAAACCAUCCGUGGGGUACUGAAAGAGUACAACGAGGCUUUGCUGCAGUACUCAAAGGUGUGCGCACUGCCAGACCCCGAGCCGUUCAAUAUGCGCACACUUCGUGGAUGGUUGCGCCAUGAACAUGGUGGCAACCUCAAUGUCCAAGACCUCGACGAUGGCGGGCCAGUGAAUACAUGGGGUCUGCUGAAAAAUAACCCGGACGAUGAAGAGAAGAGCCUCGGGUCACAAUUCCGCAGUCUUCUCUGCAGCCUGUUAUGGAUGCGCCGGCCAGAAAAGAGUAUGCAUGAGCCAGACUUGGCUCUCACUGCACCUCAAAUACAGGUUGACGGCUUGACACAUUGGUAUGCGUCCGAGUUAAUCCCGUUCCGUAGAUCUCUCAGUUCGUGGAAGGAGCGAAAGAAAAUGAACGUUACCCCAGAUCUCGAAAACACUGCCAGCCAAGAUACUGGGCAAGAUUACAGGGUUCAAACAACACCACCUUGGCCGAAGAAGACGAAGAAAGAGGACACAUUGGUUUCGUGGUCAGAGAACAGUGCCUUGAGGCUGACCUCCGGAAUCUCAACCGUGGUCGCAUGCCUCUUACCGGUCAUUGCGAUCUCCGUCUUGUCGCAACUACAGGGUUUAAAGGCGCUUCUCAUUUGUCUCGCUGGAUUCUCACUCGUCUUCGCUAUCGGUCUGAUUGCUUUGACGCAAGGUACCAGCAAGAGGACAGAAAUAUUCGGUGCUACUGCAGCAUUCUCAGCGGUCAUGGUGGUGUUCAUUUCGAUCCCGCCGGCGCCUGUCAUUAUGAUGCCUCCAGGCUCCGCUAUACCGUCAGUGUCCCCGAGCGCAGUCAUCUCGGCGCUGCCCACUGGAUGAUGGAUGUGUGCUCAUGGGUCGUUGUGCGCCUAUUCAAUGAAAAUACAUUGUUGCAGUUCAGACAGCCGCAGUGAAGUGAGGUCCGAGCCUGCGUUUGGCGUGACGGGGUUGCACCUACCCUCUGUUGCUGAGGCAGUCGCGCUUCGUACUUUCCGUGGCUGUUAAAGACGCCUAUCAUGAGGAGAAGUGCUGUGACCCAUGACCAACAGCCAAGGAGAUUGAGGUGCAGGCUUUGUUUGAGUCCACUGGUUAGAGAAGACUGUAGUGCGAAGCUGUCGAUACGGAGCGCUCACUGUGGCAGUGCGCAGCUCUGCGCAGGUAUGCAACGAAACACGAGAAGGUAAGCAGCAUAGCCGCACAAACCCUCGCAGAGCAAUCGUUCGUCACACACGCGUUCGUGUAGACAUUAGACUCUCGUAUCUAGUCAGGUACAGCCACAUCUCGGG